Molecule: messenger RNA, 10274 nt
Organism: Nasonia vitripennis (jewel wasp)
Lineage: Eukaryota; Metazoa; Arthropoda; Insecta; Hymenoptera; Pteromalidae
Gene: Ufd4
Product: E3 ubiquitin-protein ligase HECTD1
Exons: 23
Coding region: 1372-9243 (2623 amino acids)
Biological process (GO): protein K63-linked ubiquitination; proteasome-mediated ubiquitin-dependent protein catabolic process; anatomical structure development
Cellular component (GO): nuclear speck
Molecular function (GO): metal ion binding; ubiquitin protein ligase activity; protein binding
Source: RefSeq, a predicted model, not a curated record
GUGUAGGGGGCGACGUUGGUGCAUAUCUCAAUAUCUGCUCCUGCUGUGUUGGCUCUUAUCGCUGCUCCCUCCCCGUCGCCGCUCCGUCCGAAAAUAAUCCAAUCCCCUCGCGCGACGACGACGACUACAAAAAGUGCACGAAGCUAUAGUCUAGUACUCUAGUGCGCGCCCACGCAGAGAGUAGACUAUAGUGUAUUGCGUAUAUCUAUAUAGCGUUAUGAGAGCUGAAGAGUAGCUGCUGCUUGUCGUGCGGGGAGAGAGCGAGAAAAUAACAACCGAUCGAGCGAUCCUCGCGUCGGGACGUCCAUUUUCCAUUACGAGUCGACGUCGUCCAAGCAUACCCUCGUCAGUACUGAGUACAGUCCGUGCAGCGCCUAUUGCUACAUCGCGAGUCUCCACACACUGCACUGCACAGUGCACAGUGUGGCUCGUCGACUCGCGCGAGCUCUGGAGAGAGAGAGAGAGAGAGAGAGAGAGAGAGAGAGAGAGAGAGAGAGAGAGAGAGAGAGAGAGAGAGAGAGAGAGAGAGAGAGAGAGAGAGAGAGAGAGAGAAGGGAGAAAGACAGGGAGUACGGAGUAUAGAGGCAUAUACGAGACGAGACUGUGUGCAGCGCAAAAAUAAAAACUCCGAGCUGGCGGACAAAGAGGAGCCUGGCUCUUGGCGUUUUCACGUCCGCCUCGGCCCAGUGUCUCGUCUCUGACCAUCGCGGCGCAGCGUAUAGUAUACCUCAGCAGGCUCACGCCUGAGUGCGAGAGAGAAAGAGAUAAGGAGGACGUCGCGAGCGAGCGAGAGGGAGAACGAAAAUUCGUUCCGUACACUGCGGAGAGAGAAGCACCGUUGCAGUGCGUUACUGUGACGUGAUGACGAUGCUUCUACUGCUGCUGUUGGGAGCGAGGAGAGCUGACUCUCUACUGCUCGCCUGCUGAGACACUGCGACGUUGAUACGUAGGUACCUAACACGAGCGAGACAGAGAGUGUGAGUCGUGCUAGUUGUACACCUAUUGGAGAGACCCCGGAUGAAGACCGACUUCAGGAUCGACUGACGGGAGGUCAAUGUUGAUAUUUUUCGAGACUGACCCCGCUAGAAUGUCAACAUUUUUCUCGCGUCGCACCUAACGCGCCUAAAGAAAACAGCAGAGUGCCAGCACUCGUGAUUUUGCGGAUCGUUCAACGUUCUACAUUUCAAGAGCUCGGAUUUGGCCUGAAUCACGGUGGACGCACGGGCGCGCUUUGUCUCUGCUGUUCUAUACACAAGUGCCCUGGCCUGCUGCGACAGGCCAAUGUCUCCACUAUCAGUCGAGGAGUCGUCCAGUGUUUUCUAGUGACAGUGCAGUGUAAUUGAAUAAUAGGAGCAAAGAAGCUAGAGCAAGAUGGCAGAGGUAGAUCCGGAGACCCUGCUCGAGUGGCUGAGCAUGGGACAGGGUGAUGAAAGAGACAUGCAACUGAUAGCGCUGGAGCAGCUCUGCAUGCUGCUGCUCAUGUCUGAUAACGUUGAUCGAUGCUUCGAGAGCUGUCCACCCAGAACAUUUUUGCCAGCCCUUUGCCGUAUAUUCUUGGAUGAGCUGGCCCCGGACAGCGUUCUGGAGGUGACUGCCAGAGCCAUUACUUACUAUCUUGAUGUCUCUGCAGAAUGUACACGACGAGUGGUGGCUAUGGAGGGUGCCAUCAAGGCCAUCUGCAGUCGUCUCUCUUGUGCUGGACUUGGAUCAAGAGCCAGCAGAGACCUGGCCGAACAGUGUAUAAAGGUUCUGGAACUGGUCUGCGCCAGAGAAGCAGGUGCAGUCUUCGAGGCUGGCGGCCUUCCGUGCGCUCUGUCUUUUAUCCGCGAGCACGGCGCUCAGGUGCAUCGUGACACCUUGCACUCAGCCAUGGCUGUAGUCUCGCGACUCUGCGGAAAAGUCGAGCCCCAGGACAAGUCUUUGCCCGACUGUGUGGAGGCCCUGUCGACGCUUUUGCGUCAUGAGGACGCCCACGUGGCCGACGGCGCGCUACGUUGCUUCGCUUCACUGGCUGAUAGAUUCUCCAGGCGCGGCACCGAUCCGGCACCGCUCGCUUGUAAUGGAUUGGUUUCUGAAUUGCUCUAUAGACUGUCGAAUGCAGCCGGCCCCAUCUCGUCGAUCAACACCACACCAGGAAACCCCAAGACUCCGCCAACACCGAGCGUCGCGGCUACGACCAUUCCCGCGCCUGAAGCCAAAUCUUGUGCCUCCGUAUCGACCAUCAUCAGCCUCUUAUCUACUCUGUGCCGCGGUUCAGCUUCGAUAACCCAUGACUUGCUGCGUUCCGAACUGCCGGACGCUAUUGAGAAAGCUCUGAAAGGCGAUGAGCGAUGCGCUCUAGAUUCCAUGCGAUUGGUAGAUCUGCUGCUGGUGCUUUUGUUCGAGGGCAGGUCGGCUCUUGGUCGAGCCAAUGCAAGCGGUGGCUCAUCCGGACCACUUCUACCUCGACUUCGACGACUCGACAGUGCCGGAGAGAAAUCGCAUAGGCAGCUGAUAGACUGUAUUAGAUCCAAGGACACCGAUGCUUUGAUCGAGGCGAUAGAAUCAGGCGGUAUCGAGGUGAACUUUAUGGAUGAUGUUGGACAGACCCUACUCAACUGGGCCUCAGCUUUUGGCACCCAGGAAAUGGUCGAGUUUCUCUGUGAUAAAGGAGCUGAUGUUAACAAAGGUCAGCGCUCUUCGAGUCUUCACUAUGCUGCGUGCUUCGGGAGACCGGCUAUCGCUAAAGUUCUGUUAAGACACGGAGCCAAUCCGGAUCUCCGCGACGAAGACGGAAAGACACCGUUAGAUAAAGCGAGAGAACGCGUGGAUGAGGGUCACCGUGAGGUCGCCGCCAUCUUACAAUCCCCGGGCGAGUGGAUGCUGCCACCGCCUAGCCAGGACGAUAGAAAGCUGGAAAACGAUGUCAAGGAAUUUACCGAGCCCAAGGGCGAUCCUGAGAUGGCUCCUGUAUAUCUGAAAAGACUGCUACCCGUGUUCUGCUCGACUUUCCAGUCGACGAUGCUGCCGAGCGUGAGGAAAGCGAGUUUGAGUCUAAUACGCAAGAUGGUACAUUACAUUCAGCCAGAGUUACUCGCUGAAACCUGUGGUGCCGACAAGACCACCGGCUGUGGCGCUAUGCUCGUCGAAGUUAUUGCCAACGUACUCGACAACGAGGAAGACGAGGAUGGUCACCUGGUAGUGCUGCAAAUGAUCCAAGACCUGAUGGUCAAGGGCAAGGAUGAGUUCCUCGAGCACUUUGCCCGUCUUGGAGUUUUUUCAAAAGUCGGCGCCUUAGCAGGACCGCAGGAUGCUACUUCAGAACCAGAAAUAGAAGCCAGUAGUAGCGUAGUUCAGACAACACCUACAACUACGACCAACUCGGAGGAGCAGAAGCUUGAAGAUGCGAAGGAACUGCUAGUAGGCAAGGCCUACCACUGGAGGGAUUGGUGUAUUUGCCGUGGUCGCGACUGUCUGUACGUCUGGUCAGAUGCAGCAGCAUUGGAGCUAUCAAAUGGAAGCAACGGCUGGUUUAGAUUCAUCCUAGACGGCAAGUUGGCUACAAUGUACUCAAGCGGCAGUCCCGAGGGAGGCACUGACACAACAGGAAAGGGAGGGAGGAACACCGAGUCUCUGACCACUGAAGAAAAUCGCGGCGAGUUUUUGGAAAAGUUGCAGCGAGCUCGCAGUCAGGUGAAACCCAACUCUGUCAGUCAACCAAUAUUGUCGAGACCGGGUCCAACAAGGCUGGUUAUCGGUAAUUGGGCUCUGUCUAGUAAAAAAGAUAGCGAGCUGUGCAUUCACAACAGCGAUGGACAGCAGCAAGCUACGAUUUUGAGGGAAGAUCUACCGGGUUUUAUUUUCGAAUCGAACAGAGGAACGAAGCACUCUUUUACUGCGGAAACGAGUUUAGGUAAAUGUCCAGAAUUUUCCGCGGGAUGGGCAGGAAAACGAGGCAAGCGUUUGCGCUCAAAGAUGGAAGCAAUAAAACAAAAAGUAAAGACCCAGGCCCAAGAGAUCUACGAAUGCUACUUCAAAGCAGCCCAGGCUCAACCUCGCGGAGUCGUGGCGAAACUAGCAGCAAUCGUUACCCAGAUAGAAAAAGCCUGCCACAAACAGCAACAACAAUCUGGCAGUCGCGAGUGGCGUACAAUCUUACAGAGUGCUUUGGAUGAGUUAAAGGUACUCUUGAACGAAGAGGGUAAAGUAUCGGCCUACGAACUGCAUUCCAGUGGCCUCAUACAGGCGCUCCUGGCACUUCUUGCUGCACCGCCUAACACCAGCGCGCAACAGUUCUCACCGAGAAUGAACAAGUUGAGGCUUCAAAGAAUAGCUGUAUUUAAGAGCUGCUUUCAGUCCAAAGACACUGAUAAAGGUGACAACUUUGCAAAGAUACUCGUACAGAAACUUGUAUCUGUGCUAGAAUCUAUCGAGAAGUUGCCGGUUUAUCUGUAUGAUACUCCUGGAUCUGGAUAUGGAUUGCAGGUUUUAACGAGACGGCUGAGGUUUAGAUUAGAGAAGGCAGUUGGUGAAAGUGCAUUGAUUGAUAGAACUGGUAGAAAUUUAAAGAUGGAACCACUUAGUACUGUACAGCAAUUGGAAAAUCAUUUGUUAAAAAUGGUCGCCAAACAGUGGCAUGAUCAUGACAGAGCUACAUUUACUUUUGUUAAGAAACUAAAAGAAGGAAAUAAAAUAAACUUUAAGUAUCAACACGACUUUGAUGAAAAUGGAGUAUUAUAUUGGAUAGGAACAAAUGCAAAAACAUGUCCUGAAUGGGUGAAUCCCGGUCAAUAUGGCCUCGUAAUAGUUACUUCGAGUGACGGUCGUAAUUUGCCGUAUGGACACCUUGAAGAUAUUCUCAGUCGAGACCCAUCUGCUAUGAAUUGUCAUACCAAUGAUGACAAAAGAGCCUGGUUCUCCAUAGAUUUAGGAGUUUGGAUUAUACCAACAGCGUAUACAUUAAGGCAUGCUAGAGGCUACGGUAAAAGCGCUUUAAGAAAUUGGAUGCUUCAGGCAUCUAAAGAUGGUAUAAACUGGACAACGAUUUACACCCACGUAGACGAUUGUUCGUUAAACGAGCCGGGAAGUACAGCUACUUGGACCUUAGAGCCACCAGCAGUGAGUGACGACUCUCAAGGCUGGCGUCAUUUGAGGUUGCAACAAACCGGCAAAAAUGCUUCAGGUCAGACUCAUUACCUGUCGGUAUCGGGUUUCGAAGUUUACGGUGAAGUCACCGGCGUUUGCGAAGACUUAGGACGAGCUGCCAAAGAAGCUGAGGCUUGUGUGCGCCGACAACGGCGGUUGAUUAGAUCACAAGUUUUGAGACACCUGGUAGCAGGUGCUAGAGUUGCUCGAGGUCUAGAUUGGAAGUGGAGAGAUCAGGAUGGUGUACCUCCUGGUGAAGGAACUGUAACAGGAGAACUUCAUAACGGAUGGAUCGACGUCACAUGGGAUAACGGAUGUUCAAACUCUUAUCGAAUGGGUGCGGAGGGAAAGUAUGAUUUGAGACUCGUUUGCAGCGGUAAUACUAGUAUGGAAACUUCAACUGAUAGUGCCUCCAAAACUAAGAAUGGUAGUGGUGUAUUGACCGGACGUAAAUCUAAUAGUACUCCUAGUCUACCUGAUUAUUGCACUGAUACGGGAAUUCGUUGUUCUGUUGCUUCGACAGAUCAAGCUGCAAGUGCUGAUAAUCUUGCAGCUAAACAGGCUGCCGAGUCCAUAGCAGAAAGUGUCCUUUCGGUGGCCCGCGCCGAAGCAGUAGUAGCCGUCACAGGAGAAAGCGGUGUCAACUCAACGGGCGAGCUGUCAGUCGUUUUGCACCCAAGACCAGAUACCGCAGCAGUCACCAGUGAUCUGGCCACAAUUGUUGAAAGCUUAGCUUUGAACACAGAUUGUUCCUCAGCGACAGCAUCUGGAAAUGGAAACAGCAAUAGAACAUCGAACAGCUCUAAACCUCUAUUAUCAGCAGUUCGUGGUGGAAACAAGCCGGCGAGUGGUUUAUUCAGCCUAGAAGCAGCGGAGGUACUCGACCGCAUGCGAGAGGGAGCCGACAGACUACGAAACAACACUAACAGUUUCCUUAGUGGUGAGUUACUUGGCCUAGUUCCAGUUAGGAUCAGUGUGUCUGGUGAAUCAGAUGAAAAUUCCAUGCGAAUUCGGCCUGCUCCGAGAAGUCACGUGGCAGCCGCCGCAGCUGCUGCAGCCAUCGGUGCUACCGAAGGCUCGAAGGAUUGCUGUCCUCGGGACAAAGACGCAAGUUCAUCCUCGCAAAAUACAGCAGCAGGAUGUCCCGUCGUCGUAACCACCAAUCCUAUGUCCGUGUCCGUGCCGAAUCUUGCUUGUAGCGAUACUACUAACAAUACCCUGGAACCGGUACCAGCAUCUGGUUUGCUUGAAACUUUCGCGGCGAUGGCUCGUAGGCGAACUCUAGGACCAGCGGCUAGCCAACAUAUAGCCUCAAACACCAUUCCUAGCUCGAACUCAAGAGGAUCGAAUCCAGUUUCCAGUUUGGUCAGACUAGCUCUCAGUUCGAACUUCCCAGGUGGUCUACUUGGCACUGCACAGAGUUACCCAAGCUUGACAAGCAGCAGCCAAAUUCCGGGUACAACGACAUGCUCGGGCGGAGUUGGCGGCGGUGGUUUAGGACAGGCUCUUACCAUGUCCUUGACCAGUACAAGUAGCGACAGCGAACUGGUCAGUCUUGAAGAAUUCUUGGAGGCUUGUGGUGAAGUUGCGGCCUCAAGUGUUGGAGGAGCACGUGUAGGUGGUGGACCAACAUUUUUAACGGAACCGGAAGAUGACGAGGAUGGAGUUUUAGCCGAGGAAGAUGAUGAUAACGAUGAAAAUGAUGAACAAGAGGUCGAUGAUGACGAAGAGAAUGAAGAGGAGGGCGGCGACGAAGGAGAAUACCAAGAAGUGAUGGUGAGUCGUAAUUUACUUGCUGCAUUCAUGGAGGAAGAGGCAGCACCGCCAAGUAGCAAGCGACGAGCUUGGGAUGAUGAGUUUGUACUAAAACGCCAAUUUUCUGCCUUGAUUCCUGCUUUCGAUCCAAGACCUGGUAGAACGAAUGUCAAUCAAACUACAGAUUUAGAAAUUCCGCCACCUGGAAGUGAAGCUCGAGUACCGGCUAACGCUGGAUCAGCAACGAUAACUGGACCAAAACUAUCCCUUUCCUUGAAAGGGCCGGGCCUACCAGGAAUUCCUGAUGUAGAAAUACCUUUAGUUGAACCUCAUGCUAGUAUUUUCCAAUCAGUGCAGCAGUUGAUGCAACUCACUGAGUUAGGAAGCAAACAGGAAAAGCUCAGAAGAAUAUGGGAACCAAUUUAUACUAUAAUAUACAAAGAAGCUAAAGACGACGAAUCAUCGGGUCGAGCAACUCCUAUAGUUAAUCUGUAUUCUCGCAACGGAAAUCAAAAUACGAAUGGUUGUACCGUCGAAGACGUGUUGCAACUUUUGCGCCACGUGUACGUUCUUGGCACGAGCAAUAGUAGUGUCGGUCUGAACAACAGUCGAACGAUACAGAUUCAUCAGGAGGAGGAACAUGAUUCAAACUGGGUGCAUCCUGACGAUUUCACUUCGAAAAAGAUCACAAACAAAAUAGCCCAGCAGAUUCAAGAUCCGUUGGCCUUGGCUGCUGGUGCUUUGCCCAGCUGGUGUGAGGAGCUGGCGAGAAGUUGUCCUUUCCUUCUACCCUUUGAAACUCGUCGUCUUUACUUUAGUUGCACAGCUUUUGGAGCUUCGCGUUCGAUUGUUUGGCUACAGACGCAGCGUGAUGCUGUCCUAGAAAGGCAAAGAGCACCUGGGCUUAGCCCAAGACGGGAUGAUGUACACGAGUUCAGAGUGGGUAGAUUGAAGCACGAACGUGUAAGUGUACCAAGAGGUGAUAAGCUAUUGGAUUGGGCAGAACAGGUUCUUAAGGUUCACGCAAGUCGGAAAAGCAUUCUGGAAGUUGAAUUCGUUGGCGAAGAAGGUACUGGCUUGGGCCCAACUCUCGAGUUCUUUGCGCUUGUCGCUGCAGAACUGCAGCGCAAAGAUUUGGGACUGUGGUUGUGCGACGACGAAGAUCCACGUUUGGAUGGCGACUACAAAUCCGAGAAUAAUGAUCAUGCGCGAUCAGCUGGUUACUACGUCACCCGCUCGAGUGGACUAUUUCCCGCGCCGCUUCCCCAAAAUUCAGAAGCUUGUGAUCGGUCAGUUCGAUAUUACUGGUUCCUUGGAGUGUUCCUGGCCAAAGUUCUGCAGGACAAUCGGCUAGUUGAUUUGCCGUUAUCGCGACCUUUCUUAAAACUGAUGUGCCGAGGCGACAUCACAAACAACGUAAACGAGCGAAUUGGAUUAACAACGUCAAAUGUUGCAACACAGGAGAGCAUGUCAUCGAGUAUGGCAAGCAGCUUUAUAUCGGACGAUGGAGACCAAGACGAUCAGGAUGAUUUCGAUCUGGAACCCACACCUUGGUACGAUGGAAUUCUAGAUAUCAAUGAUCUUGUGUCAGUUGACCCUGUUAGAGGAGAAUUCUUAAAAGAAAUACAGACUCUAGUUUCAAAGCGGGAGCGAGUUAUUUCAGAGGGCCACUCCUCUUCUGCUGAGGAUAGUUUUAUCGGAGAAACGCUUUAUAUAUCCCAUACCUCGGGAACAUCUGUCCCCAUCGAAGAUUUAGCUUUAACAAUGACUUAUUCGCCUAGUUCCAAAGUAUUCAAAUAUGACCAUGUUGAGUUGAAGGAGGGAGGCAUGGAUGUUCCUGUUACUAUAGAAAACGCUAAAGAGUAUACUGAACUGACUAUUAACUAUUGUUUUGAUCGCGGUAUUGCCAGGCAGCUUGAAGCCUUCAAAGCAGGUUUCUCUAAGGUCUUCCCUAUGGAAAAAUUAUAUGCCUUUAGUCCCGAAGAAAUUAGAGCUAUGCUUUGUGGUGAACAGAAUCCGCAAUGGACUAGAGAAGAUUUAUUAAAUUAUACAGAGCCAAAAUUAGGAUAUACCAGGGAGAGCCCUGGCUUCCAGAGAUUUAUCAACGUUUUAUUAUCUCUUGACGGCCCAGAGCGAAAAGCUUUUCUACAAUUUGCCACGGGCUGUUCAGCGCUACCUCCAGGUGGAUUGUGCAAUCUACAUCCCAGACUGACCGUUGUUCGAAAAGUUGAUGCAGGUUCCGGAGGUUAUCCAUCGGUUAAUACUUGUGUACAUUACUUAAAGCUACCCGAGUAUCCAACAGAAGAAAUUCUCAAAGAAAGACUUCUCGCCGCUACUCGUGAAAGAGGUUUCCACCUGAAUUAAGAAACUUUGUGUGCAAAGUUUAUUAUUACUUUAAUAAUAAUACAAGUGUUGGAUGAUCAUUUUGUAUAUCUUCGAGAAAGGAUAGCAAAGUAGUAAAAGUUCAUCGAGUUUUGUUUUCUUGAUGUACGAUGUAUGUUGGAUGUACGUGCACGUACAGAAGCACAUUUUACGUACGAUGAUUUGUCCUUGUCGUCGGAUUCGAGUGUGUCCAACAAAAUGAAAAAUGUAUUACUUGAUGUGCGUAUGUUGGAAAUACCGUUUAUAGCAGAAGGCUAUACAGUGGGUGAUUUUUCUACGCUUGCGGGAAUAAGUAUAACCGCGAAACUCGUCCAUAAUACUAUUGACAUAGUCGAUUUUUGUAAAAUACCUUGACCAGCGCGUUCAUAUACCCCAUCACUCCCUGCUGCUGAUCCUAUGCUUACUUUUAACAAUAGAGUAUAUACAUUUAUUACGUGUUUGGGUGACUUCAUAAUUAUUAAAAAAUAUAUAAUUGAAUAGGUCUUACAAUUACAAAUAAAGCAAAGGGUGUGAUUAAAGCCAAGUUCUAAACAUCACAAAUGAUUAUGAAAUAACCACAAAGAUGUUACCAGACCAAGCUCGCGCGUUUCAACGCUCAAAAAAUUGUUACACAGAUGUCAUUAUGCGUUUCUAAUAUGAUAAAUAUUAUAAUACAAACCCUUAUGAAUGUGUAACAUCAAAUUUUUGAGCGUCAUCAAAAAAGGAGUGUACUUGAAAAGAAUAAUACUAAUAGUUGCUGCUCCUUUUCUUUAUAAUAGACUAUUUAUAUAUUUACGAUAAAAUGAAAUCGGGACGGAAAAUGUAUGUAUACUUGCAUCAAGAAUGUCAACACAUUCCGUGUUGAGUGUGAUGUAGAUUAUACAAAUGUGUGAGAGGAAGAGAGCGAAUAUUAACACAGCGUAAAAAUAAAAGAAAACUAGUUGCUACUAUGGCGAUGUAAAUUAUUAUAUUAAUAUUGUUGUAUGAAGUUUUUGGGGAGAGAAGAAUAAAUGAAAUUACGUUAUCGACAGAUA